UGUUGAAACAAAGUAGGCUACUAGUCCUCGUGUCUCUUUAAAUGCGGGUUGCGUAGCUCCUUCAUGAAUGAAACCAUGUGAUCCAAACAUCGUUUGACGUCUGGCGCCUCCGACCACAGACUAAAACAAGCGAGGAAGGAGUGGAUAUAUCUAGAGACCCUGCGAGAAGGCGUGAGCGGAGAAAAAACACAACACAAAAAACCCCCCAAUUUCUCCAAGUGUCUCCUUCCCGCGGACCGUCGGUGGACGGCAGCUCUAUCGAGGGGUGUCGUGGGGGAAACGCGCAGGUUUGACUUCUGGUCUGUGCAGAAGAGCCGGGUUCUUGUGGCAUGACGACGACUAACAAAGGAAAUAAAGCCUUAAAGGUGAAGCGUGAGCCGGGAGAGAAUGGCACCAGCCUUACAGAUGAUGAGCUGGUGACCAUGUCGGUGCGGGAGCUGAACCAGCACCUCCGAGGCCUCACCAAAGAAGAGAUCCUGCAACUGAAACAGCGGAGGCGCACCCUCAAGAACCGGGGUUAUGCUGCCAGCUGCCGGGUGAAGCGAGUCACCCAGAAGGAGGAGCUCGAGAAGCAAAAGGCCCAGCUGCAGCAGGAAGUGGACAAACUGGCCAAUGAGAAUGCUUCAAUGCGCAUAGAGCUGGAUGCACUAAGGUCUAAGUAUGAGGCGUUGCAGACCUUUGCCAGGACUGUGGCACGCAGCCCCACCGUUGGCGUCGGGGUCAGGGCUGGAGGGGGAGGGGGAGGGGUUGCAUCAUCAGUCAUUGGUCCACUCAUACCGGGGAAAGUGGCAACAGCGACGAGCGUGAUAACAAUAGUGAAGUCCAAGACGGAUGCACGAUCUUGAGGGCAAAAAAGAUAAAUGAAGGUGUAACAGGAUAGAUUUCAGCUGCAUCAAAGUAAUCCUUCUUCUGCGCUGCCCCCCCUUUCCUCCUCCUCCUCCUCCUCCUCUUUUCCAUCUGCACUGACUUCUAACAGCUGGGCAGUGUAACUUGCAUUGCCUCAGCAUGUUCCCGUCACCCAUCUCAGAUCAGUGCAGAUGGACAGGAUAGAAGCAGCGGAGGAUUAUUGAUUCUAGUUAAAAAAAGAUCUUGAUUGGGGCGUGAUCACUCUUAACAGGAUAAAAACACAGGGUCUACAAGGCCACUGAAUGGAUAGAAAUAUCAAGAACUGGCAAAUUCUUGUUUUAUUUCUUAUCUAGAAUAAAAAUCUAAAAAAUGACAAAUGUCCAAAACACUUGGAAAAUUCACAAAAUUUCUUAUGGUGGCUGUUGCCUUUGUAUGCAUAACCCUAUUAAACAUUUGUGCACAAUAUUGGAAAUUGGACAUAUCUAGAAAAAAGAAAAACACACGCACACGUUCUAAAAGGAAGGAAAAAAAACACUCUAAAUUAAACAGUCGACAGGUAAUAAUCAUCAUGCUUGUAUUAUGGAGCUUGUACGAAGAUUUACGUAUAAGUGUUGAUUUCACUGGCUGCACUGAAGCCCCAUCUUGUUCUACCUACCCAUGAACUUUUACAGAAAAGUAAUAUAGAAAAAUAUAUAUUAUACAAUGGUGGUAACUGUAUUUCUACUGUUUUGUACUGUGUUGUCAUUCACAUAAGGUCCAAGGUGUAUUCUUUGUGUGUGAAUUGUUAUAUAUAUCAGGAAUUCUGUGAAAUUCUGUGGCACGUGUUUGUUUUGGUAUCACUAUGUUCAGUUAGCUGUAUUUUUAUUUUUUUAUUUUCCUACAGUCUCCUCACUUCCAAUGUGCAAGUCUUGCUCUUGUUUAAAUAUAGUUUCUCUUUCCUACCCCCCCUCCCUCCCUAAUUCCCACUGGCUUACAUUAUUUCAUGCACUCUUUCCUGGGUUUAUUGGAGAGAAGGAGACAAGGUAAUUGAUAUUUACCAAAAAAGAAAGAAAAAAAAAAAACACAACUCACAAACUCAUUACUAUAGAAAAAGGGAAAACAAAGUUAUUGAAGAAAUUGCAUGUGAAUUUUCUGGGAGAUGAUUAUCUGAACACCUGAGCUGAAGAGGAUCAAGUUGUGAUCUAAGGAUUUCCCAAAAGUUUACAUAAGAAAUUUGAAAGGGCAAGUGCCUUGGUCUCCUAAUGAGAUGCAUCAAGAAGGACGUUGAGAAGAACUGAGGAAGGAUGCGGAAGUGCAGGUGUAAACUUGUGCUUAAUCGCAUAAACUGACCAAUCAGGAAUCAGGUUGUAACAGCAUUUAAUUUUCGCUGUGCAUUGUUGUAUGAGCUGUGUGUGGUAGUCGUCGGGAUUGAUCAUUUUAGAACACUCAUUUAUGUGACUGUGGUCUUCAGUGAAGAUGGAGUGAUUUGCAAAACAGGAGCAUGUAUUUAUCCCCGUCUUUUGAACAGACUUAAUAUUUUGGAUAUUUAGUUUCCUGAGUAAAAAUCCAAUCAUCGUAAUUAAUUUCUCUUGACUGCUGAUUUCAAUUUAUGCCAUUGCCCCUAAAUUAUUAUUAGUAUUAUUUUAUUUUAUUUGACCUAAAAUCAAAGUGGUUACUGCAUUCCUUCUCUGAAUUUCCAGUCACACAAAUGGCCAGUAGUUUCUUGCAGUCUUUACCGUAAAAGUAGUCCUUUGUGGUGUUACAUGCUCAAAGAGUCUAUGUAUGGUGGAGUCUGUAAUUUUAUAAAGAAAAUUAUCUUUGCAUUGUUUGCAAAGACAUGCUUAAAAAAAAAAAAAGUAUUAUGAAAUCUGUUUGAUAUACAGUAUGUCUCUAUUUUGCAAUUGUACCAAAAGUGGCUUAACUACUGAAUAGCUUUGUUUUUUCUCUAGUGACUAGGCACGUGUGUGUAACGGUGGACUAGCGUGUGGUGUGCUGUGAAGGUAUGUGACGAGGUUCUAUAAUGUUCACUAUUUCACAGAUGUGACUUUGAUCUGUGUUUGAUUUUUGGGCAGAAAUGUAUGAUGACACAGUGGGUAACUGCACUCUCUCUGAUUGUGAAACCGUGGUCCUCGUGGCGCCGUUGUUCAGCUCGCACACUGCAGACGUGUCAGAUCAUUUGUUAAACUGCACUUACGAGGCAUGAAUGGAAGGAGUUAAUUUUGGCUGGCCCAUUUUACAUUUUUCUGAACAGACCACUUCCACUUUAUUUUGGCCAUGGUGUUGUUCAGAGGUUGUGGCGAAUAACAUGACUAAUGAGAUGAGGAUGUGCUCUGGUUAACCCUUGCAGGCCUCAUGAUAUUGUGUAUUCAGGACAUCUAGAAAGGUAAUAGAAAUGAAAUUUAAUUAUAGGGCUUCUAUGGUUGCAUCACACCCACUCCUUCAAUAACUUAUUUUUGUAGAGUGUGAUGUAGAUAUUUUGUUUUUGCAGUGUACAUUUUAUGUAUAUUUAAUGAUGUUCUUGUUGUAUUUGUUUUUUGAGCUGUUCCGGAUGUGUCAGGGAAGUGAAGUCACAUUUGUUAUUGUACAUGGUGUUUUUAUAAAUUGAGUACGUAUAUUCUGGUAUUUAAUGGUCUGUCAGAGAGUGAGGUUUACCUUUGAGUACAGUUGCCUCAAACAUUUAUAACCUGAUUUUAAAGUAGACAUUUGCUGAAACAGAAACACGUUACAGUGAUUAAACGUAUCAUCAACAUGCAGCCUUUUACUUGAGCCGCUACUCCACUGUGACAAAAACUGGGUUAGCUGGCCUGCUGUUGUGCAGUUGGUAAUAUAAGUGUGUCAUUAUCAAUACACAACAUUAAUGCAAAAUAGAAUUUGAACAGUGAACAAAGGUUGAGGAUAUUUUUUUUUCCUUUCAUAAUCUUUACAUUGAUAACUACCUGCAUUUUUAGUCACGGGUGAAACCAGAGAGCUCCGCAUUUCAAAUGAAAAUGAUGUCAUAGUAAUUUACUCCAUACAAUUUGGCCCAGUCUCAUAAUAACAGUCAAUUAUCAUUAUCAUACAAAAAAGGCCCAUCUUACUUUGUUUUGAUACAAUGCAGUUAAAUGUAGCCUAUAGUUCCUGAAUCUGAGAGAAUACAUUCUUUCUCUCACCAUCAUUCUGACUUUUACAUUUCUUUGUUUUAGUUGUUUUUCUUUUAAUUUUCUCCCAGGUUAUUUUUCACUGAUAAGUCCUGUGUAGUCAUAUACAUGUACAAUGGGAAGAAACACAACUAAGUUGUGUCAAACUGUAUCACUGUUUGUGCCUCUGUAAAGACAAUAUGUUUCAGUCUACUUCGUAUUUUUAUGCUCCUCCAGUUCGAAAAGGCUACAUACAGUACUGUGUAAGCAUAAAUGUGUCAUUAUGGUGGCUGCUCUUUAAUAGACAUGUCUAAUUAUGCAAACUGUGUUGGGUAAAAUUAGAACUCCUGCCAUACAGGAGAAGUGAUGCUAUUGUAGUCCUUUUGUCAGGUUGUCUGUUUUAUAAUUGCAGGUACAAUGUGAUGUGACCAGGUAAAACAGCAUUUUAUACGUAAUUAUAAAUGCCAGUGUCAGUUUGCCUCUGUUUUAAGUUGUGGCUUUUACUCAGUUUCAUGAAACAGUUAACUGUGAAUCUUUAAACCAGUUUGUCUUUUUUUAAAUCAGAUUUCAAUUUAUGAGGAGGGCACCAUGGGAAAAUAUAAUAUAGGUGUCACACCAAGCCUCCGGGCGAUCUGAGAUUUAUUUCUGUCCUUAUCAAGAUGUGAAUUUCUUGUGGUGAGAGGUAGUGUGUCGGCUCUUGAGGCAGAUCAGUUAAAUAUUAGAGAAGUUUUAAUCUUGCUUUUUCACUCUGCAGACACGAUCAGCUGACAACACUGACCUUCAGUGAUAAGCAGGCGGGGCGGCUUGGUGGCUUUUCAUAACAAAGUUUAUGAACUGUGAGACUAGCUGACCUUAUUUUCCACAGCCUGUAUAAAGGUUAUACCCUCCUUAUGAUAAGACAUUUCAUCACAAACCAGAAGAACCACUCAUUCUCGAAGCUAUAAAUUAUUUACAAGGGCUGGAGGGAGGUGAUGGAAGCACAUCUGAUAAAACUCUUAACCAGACCACUUACCCCGUCCCCUUUUACAAAGGGUGUGCGAGUUAAGUCCGCAGCCAACCAAGCCUUUCCUUAAAAGAUCCAAUUCUUCUAGAAGAUGCAAAUCAUUAACUCCUUAUCUUGUUGCUUGGCCAAUCAGUAUGUAGUCAUUCAGUUGUUUUUCCUGCUGGCUGAAUCACACCACUGGACUAUAAAAAGCCCUUUCAUCCACCGCUGAUCCAGAUCGAUGAGAGUAAAUGAACCGAGAAUUCCUUUGAUCGUUUGUUUGGUGUUUUCAUCAAUAAUAAUGUUUAUUUUGCCUCCCAAGUUGCCCCGUCUGCUUUUGCUUCCCCUUUGUGCUGCUCCAUGUCAGCCGCACAACUUCUUAAAUCAUUUCUACACAGAUUUUAGGUAUCAUAACAUUUGCCUUUUUUCCCCUCUCUCUCUCUCCAACUAGUGAAUGUUCAGCAAGGUUGCUCAUUGUGGCUGGGAUAUUUAUUUAUUAUUUCUGUUGUUUCUAAAACUACACAAUGGCCGGUUUAAAGCUAUAGAGAAGUAGUACGUUUGUAUGGAUAUGGCGUAACGUAUUCAGAAAAGCCCUUGUACAAGGAAAUUCUGUGUUUUGUAAUAUUUCUGUAUGGGAUGUAAUAAAUUAUUCAACGACAGUACUUUCUUUGGGGAUAAAAAAAAAGCUUAAAAUGUGACGGUCUUUGUAAGUAUUUAUCUUCAACUAAAUUAUGGUACUUUUUUUGCAAUUUGUAGAUGGUGAUGAUGACAAGAUAUUGGUAAUCAUGAAAUUUAACUGUUUCAUCAUCUGUCUAAUGCAUCUUUUAAUUUAUUGAUGUGUAUAUACUGUACGUUUGUUGAUAAACAGCUUACUUUAUUUUGUAUAUGACCAAUAAACAUGU
Molecule: messenger RNA, 5825 nt
Organism: Cololabis saira (Pacific saury)
Lineage: Eukaryota; Metazoa; Chordata; Actinopteri; Beloniformes; Belonidae
Gene: mafgb
Product: v-maf avian musculoaponeurotic fibrosarcoma oncogene homolog Gb
Exons: 3
Coding region: 330-845 (171 amino acids)
Biological process (GO): regulation of transcription by RNA polymerase II; regulation of epidermal cell differentiation
Cellular component (GO): nucleus
Molecular function (GO): DNA-binding transcription factor activity, RNA polymerase II-specific; RNA polymerase II cis-regulatory region sequence-specific DNA binding
Source: RefSeq, a predicted model, not a curated record